AUGAGUUCUUCAAAGGAACCCUCCUCCAUUCAUUGGUUCAGAAAGGGGCUGCGCUUGCACGACAACCGCGCUUUGCUGGAAGCGUGCAAUGGCACAGCGUCCUUGUACCCUUUGUUUGUGCUGGACUCCGACCCCGCAUCACCCGAGUCAAGGGCGGGCCCUCUAAGGACGGCGUUUCUUCUGGAAUCGCUCCAAGAUCUCGAUGAGCAGCUACGUGCGAAGGGGUCACGCCUCUUCGUCGUCCGUGGAAAACCGGAGGAAGUUCUUCCGCAGCUCUUCGAGGAGUGGAACGUCAAGAAGCUGACGUUCGAGGCAGACUCGGAGCCGCGAUCUCGCGCGCGCGAUAGAGAGGUGGGCUCCCUGGCGAAGGAAGCUGGGGUUCAGGUUUUGAUUCGAGGAACGUCCACUCUGCGAAACCUUCAAAACUACCACAUGCUCAUGGGCAAGAAGCAAGGCACAUACCUGAAGACCUACGGGGCUUUCCUCAAGCUGCACGACAACGCGGGCCCUGUGCCCGACUGCGCCCCCGACAUCUCCGGAGACUUGCCAGCCCCCGGUGCAUCGCCGGACGAUGCCGAGUACGACCGCUUUUCGAUUCCCUCUCUGUCGGACCUGGGCGUGGAGCCGCUGGCAAAGGCGUUGAAAUUUCGAGGGGGCGAGAGAGAAGCUCUUGCCAGGCUCGAACGCGUCAUGGCAAGGGAGGACUGGAUAUCAAAGUUCGAGAAGCCCAAAACCUCUCCGAACUCGAUCGAGCCCAGCACAACCGUCCUCAGCAUGUACAUUUCUCACGGGUGCUUGAGCACGCGGAGGUUCUGGCACGCCCUCUGCAAGGUUUACACCAAAAAGGGUGGCUCCAAGCCUCCGGUUUCGCUCAAGGGCCAACUAUUGUGGAAAGAGUUUAACUAUUUCAGUGGGUACUCCAUCCCCAGCUUCGACAAGAUGGUCGGCAAUCCCGUCAUCAGGCAGAUACCGUGGGACAAGGACGAGGAGAAGCUGAUGGCGUGGAAAGAGGCCAGAACCGGAUUCCCUUGGAUCGACGCCGCUAUGACGCAGCUCAAGGACGAAGGAUGGAUUCACCACCUUGCUCGCCACGCAGUGGCUUGCUUCCUGACGCGGGGUGACCUGUGGCAGAGCUGGGAGGACGGAGCUGCCGUUUUCGACGAGCUGUUGCUCGACGCUGAUUGGAGCAUCAACAACUUCAACUGGCAGUGGUUGAGCUGCUCGGCCUUUUUCUACCAGUACUUCAGGUGCUAUAGUCCAAUUGCCUUUGGAAAGAAGACAGACCAAAAUGGGGACUACAUCAAGAAGUACUUGCCAGCCCUCCGAAAGUUUCCGUCGAAGUACAUCUACGAGCCAUGGACGGCACCGUUACAGGUGCAACGAGGUUGCGGAUGCAUCAUCGGCAAGGACUACCCGAAGCCCAUCGUCGACCACGCCGACACCUCCAAGGCCAACAUGGCCAAGAUGAACGACGCUUACGAUGCCCACCAGGAGGCGCAGGCUGCAGAAUCCCACGAUGACGGAGGCAGUGGCAGUGGCGGUGGUGGUAGUGGUGGUGGUAGUGGUGGCGGAGCAAGGUCGCGUGCUCGAGGAGCACAGCCGGCGUCUAGUAAGAGAGUCAAGCGUUGA
Messenger RNA from Ectocarpus siliculosus, 1629 nucleotides. The record is from the annotation of a GenBank genome assembly. Lineage: Eukaryota; Phaeophyceae; Ectocarpales; Ectocarpaceae.